Messenger RNA from Macaca mulatta (Rhesus monkey), 1878 nucleotides. RefSeq names its product complement factor H related 5 (gene CFHR5). Gene Ontology annotation, molecular function: complement component C3b binding. Gene Ontology annotation, biological process: complement activation. The record is from RefSeq and is a predicted model, not a curated record. NCBI's taxonomy places the organism in Eukaryota, Metazoa, Chordata, Mammalia, Primates, Cercopithecidae.
AGUAGCUUCCCGUUAGUAUACUGAAAUACAAAGUGAUGUUCAUAACUGUUAAUUUAAAGUAACACCACCAUCACUGGAGUACUUUUAGUUAUAUGUGAUUGGGACUACCAAGCAUGUUGCUCUUAUUCAGUGUAAUCCUAAUCUCAUGGGUAUCCACUGUUGGGGGAGAAGCAACACUUUGUGAUUUUCCAAAAAUACGCCAUGGAUUUCUGUAUGAUGAAGAAAAUUAUAAGCCAUUUUCCCAAGUUCCUAUAGGGGAAGUUUUCUAUUACUCCUGUGAAUAUAAUUUUGUGUCUCCGUCAAAAUCCUUUUGGACUCGCAUAACAUGCACGGAAGAAGGAUGGUCACCAACACCAAAGUGUCUCAGAAUGUGUUCCUUUCCUUUUGUGAAAAAUGGUCAUUCUGAAUCUUCAGGACAAAUACAUCUGGAAGGUGAUACUGUACAAAUUGUUUGCAACGCAGGUUACAGCCUUCAAAACAAGGAGAAAAGCAUUUCAUGUGUAGAACGGGGCUGGUCCGCUCCUCCCAAAUGCAGCUUCACUAAAGAAGAAUGUCAUGUUCCAAUUUUAGAAGCAAAUGUAGAUGCUAAGCCAGAAAAAGAAAGCUACGAAGUUGGAGAUGUGUUGAAAUUCUCCUGCAGAAAAAAUCUUACAAGAGUUGGACCAGAAUCAGUUCAAUGUUACCAAUUUGGGUGGUCACCCAACUUUCCGACAUGUAAAGGACGAGUACAGUCGUGUGGUCCACCUCCUCAGCUCUCCAAUGGUGAAGUUAAGGAGAUAAGAAAAGAGGAAUAUGGACACAAUGAAGUAGUAGAAUAUUAUUGCAAUCGUAAUUUUAUAAUAAAAGGACCUAAGAAAAUACAAUGUGUGGAUGGAAAAUGGACAACUUUACCCACUUGUGUUGAGCAAGUGAAAACAUGUGGAUAUAUACCUGAACUUCAGUAUGGUUAUGUUCAGCAGUCUGUCUCUCCCUAUCAACAUGGAGUUUCAGUGGAGGUGAAUUGCAGAAAUGAAUAUACAAUGAUUGGAAAUAACAAGAUUACCUGUAUUGAUGGACUAUGGACAGAGCUUCCUAUGUGUGUUGCAACACACCAACUUAAGAGGUGCAAAAUAUCAGGAGUUAAUAUAAAAACGUUAUUCAGGUCAUCUGGGAAUGAAUUUAAUCAUAAUGCUAGAAUACGUUACAGAUGUUUAGACAUCCGUGGAUACAGGCACUCAGUCUGCAUAAACGGGAAAUGGAAUCCUGAACUAGACUGCACAGAAAAAAAGGAACAAUUCUGCCCACCGCCACCUCAGAUACCUAAUGCUCAGAAUAUGACAACCACAAUGAAUUAUCAGGAUGGAGAAAAAGUAGCUGUUCUCUGUAAAGAAAACUAUCUACUUCCAGAAGCAAAAGAAAUUGUAUGUAAAAAUGGACGAUGGCAAUCAUUACCACACUGUGUUGAGUCUACAGCAUAUUGUGGGCCCCCUCCAUCUAUUAACAAUGGAGAUAUCACCUCAUUCCCAUUAUCAGUGUAUCCUCCAUGGUCAACAGUGACGUACCGUUGCCAGUCCUUCUAUGAACUCCAGGGCUCUGUAACUGUAACAUGCAGAAACAAACAGUGGUCAGAACCACCAAGAUGCCUAGAUCCAUGUGUGAUAUCUGAAGAAAACAUGAACAAAAAUAACAUACAGUUAAGAUGGAGAAACAAUGAAAAAGUUUAUGUAAAAACAGGGGAUGCUGUUGAAUUUCAGUGUAAAUUCCUAUAUAAAGCGAAGAUAUCAUCACCAUCAUUUCGAGCAAUCUGUCAAGAAGGGAAAUUUGAAUAUCCCAUAUGUGAAAGAAGCGAGCUUAAUUUUCCUGAAUAAAUUCUUAAAACAUACAUCUAUGCUAAAAGUA